Messenger RNA from Gloeophyllum trabeum ATCC 11539, 2634 nucleotides. RefSeq lists its product as uncharacterized. The record is from RefSeq and is a predicted model, not a curated record. The transcript has 4 exons. Bases 159 to 2234 code for a protein of 691 amino acids. Lineage: Eukaryota; Fungi; Basidiomycota; Agaricomycetes; Gloeophyllales; Gloeophyllaceae.
GGGCGCUUGGGCUUCUUUGCAACGCUCGCUGUUGCAGCCGCUCUGUAUGCUGGCUAUCUCGUACUUGUGUUUUCUGACCGAAUCGCCCUAGCCAUUCCUUAUCCUUGCCUUCGCCAUCUUCACUUUUCCACCGUUAUAGGGAGUGAUCGGUUUCUUUCAUGGCUGCCUUGACAGCUACGGCGCAAUCUGCGUUACAUCCAGGACCAUCAUGGGACGAGACGAUCGUGCCAACAUUACGCAAACGUCUCGAGCAGGAGAGCCGCAUGUUGUCGAACCGGCUCUCCCAGGCCUCACUGGGUGACGAUGGGUACGACCAGAAUUUUUAUCAAUAUUCAUCUCCUUCGGCCAGCCCGACGCCUUCGCCGCGACCGAGCGCGAUUCCGCGCCCAAGUUUAUCGCAGUCGCGCCCUUCCGAAGGCAGCAGCCACACCACGUCGUCGACCCGGCCGGCGCACUUCAAACGAGCUCGGACGCAGUCCACGCCGUACGUCUACGACGGUCUCCCUGCAGGCUCCUCACCAUCUCCGUCUCCCGAUUUGGGCCGCUCAAGAUCACCCGCUGUGAACGGUCGCCCGACUCGAAUACCGGUGUCUCCACGCGCGCGGAGCCCGAGCGCGGCCAGCCAUUUUUCUUCCAGCACCGCGGACGCGAACGCGAACGCGACCGCGAAUUUGACGCCAAAGCCAAACGGGUACCACAUGUCCGCUGUUGACGAGGCGUCACGGUCGACCGUGGAUAUCCCGUCGAAGCAGUCGUCGUCGGGGAUACUGAACGAGCAGCCGCCUUUCGCGACGGCGAGCUCGGUGACAUCGUCGUCGCUGCUACCAGAUCAGGCGUCAGGGCGGUCGUCGAUGGACUCGGAGGAGCACCCGUACGAGCACUGGUAUCGCGGGGACUACUCGCGGAAUGGGGGCGUCGGCGAGUUGCGGGUCGGGAAGCGGAUGGAGAUGCUUGAGAUUGCGAGCUACGGGCACUCGUUGCGGAAGAUGCCCGAGAAAGCCUCGGGCUAUGUGUCCGGGAGGACAUCACGCGCGGAUUCGGAAGUGACGAUGGGCGGCCGGACUAGGAGGCGGGCAGAGAGUUUUGGUGCGCGAGGCAGUCUGUACAUCGAUGAGGAUGCGGAGGCUCAGCAGACGGGUAUGGUGCUGGACGAGCAUCCACUGACGGAUCUCGACGGUGAGGACGACUUCAGCGUGGAAGGCGGUGUAGCCUCCAGCUCGCAUGCUUCUCAUCCCCUCGCAGAGGACAAAACGCAUACCGCCCGCCUACAAGCGCAGACAAGCACCCCGUCCCGUAUACCUGCUAGACGGCAGCAGACCGAGCCUCCCAAGACACCUACUCUAAAUGGUACUCGCAACACUGCUGGGACAUCAACUCUAGCUUCGUCUUCCACAACGCAACUUAAUACCCCUCGCACCCGCCCAUCCCCCUCUGCAUCUCCCACUUCCACGCGCCAGCGCACAGUCUCCGCUACCACUCCCAACGCGAAGCGGCGUGCAAAGAGUCCUGCGACUUCGACUCCCACAUCCUCUGCAAAGAAGCCCAAGACAAAGACACCCCCUCGGAAUCUCAGGCAGGAUGACAAAAGGGGAUCUAUCGCAGAGUAUCCCAUUCCGAAGGAUGGGGACGACGAUAUGGCAGAUGCUAUCCCCGUGUGGACGCAGCCGAAGGCGAAGGGUAAUUGGGAUGAGGUCGUUCUACCAGUCGUGGCUCGUAAGAAGGGGUUGCACGGUCUGUAUGAAGAGGCGGAUGGGAACACCCCGCAAAGGAAGCCAGAAGAGCAAGAACCCGCUCCCGCUCCCGGGACAUUUGGCUUUGACUACUCGAAGUACAAGCCUCCUCGUACGGAUCUUGGCGCCGAAGACAUCCCCAUGGACGAAUUCGGGCAACAUCGUGAUAAGCAACGUCAGGGUGCAGAUCAAGGCGACUGGUACGGCGAGCCGUGGCCAGGGCACGAUCGAGAAGACGAUCGACCGCUUCCUACCACUACACAUGUGAACCUUGACGAGGAUCUAGAGAGGGAACGCGCACAGAUGCGGCUCAAUCCGCCCCGCCAUUCCGAAUCACCUGUACCUUUUGCUCGCUAUCACUCCCCCAAUCCAGACGCUGUGUCUGCGAAUGGAAAUAUCCCCCAGAUGCAAGUCUCUGCCGAGGUUCAGAACGAGAAACGGCGGAGACAGCAGGAAGAAGAGGACGAGGCCAAGGGAGGCUGUUGCAAGUGCGUCAUAAUGUGAUCUCCGCGGUGACAUAUCGGUUAGUCGGUCGGUCGGUCUGGAGUAGUUUCGUUUUGCCUUUGGUCUUGCUGCUUUGUCAUUGUCAUGACUUCUCAUGUUCACUGUAACAUAUCUUGCUCACCAGCGCGCCCUUCGUUCGUCGUAUGCUCUGCGGUCUGAUCUGCUUCUUACAUGUCACAGUAUCGCGUCUUAUCCUCCCUUCACCUGGCGGCUUCGCCGUCCUCCUUGCUCCUGUCUCAUUGGACAGUUAUGAUUUCAUUUACGGUUUCCCUUUGCACCAUUGUUUCACUCACGAUAUAUAUAUUGUACUAUACGGGUGCACGUAUGUUCUCAGUAUAUUUAAUCCUCGGAAUAGUUUAGGCUCGUUUAUUCAAUCUGCAAUCAAGGUUCCUCUUGCUCG